This is a messenger RNA of Microthlaspi erraticum, 471 nucleotides long. The record is from the annotation of a GenBank genome assembly. NCBI's taxonomy places the organism in Eukaryota, Viridiplantae, Streptophyta, Magnoliopsida, Brassicales, Brassicaceae.
AUGGAUUUCAUCAAGACCAGUUCCCUGCGUGCUCUGAUUGAGUUAACUUUCCAACGCAACUGGAACGGCCUAAUUUGGAUGAGUAGAAAAGGAGUUAUAACCAAAAGAGUGAAGACUGUCCAGACGGCUCUAUCGAGAAUCAGCGCCCAACCGCGCAGUCCGGCUGGCCGAGGAACAUGUUUCCGCGCUCGGCCAAUCACAUCCGUCCGUCUGAAGUCUCGGCCAAAGUUCAAACCGACCGGCCGAUCACGCAACACGACCCGGGAAACAUUGUCCCGCGGUCGGCCAAGCACAACCGUCACGCCACACCGCGCACGACCAUGCCGCGCGAGCCGGGAACAAGCCUCGCGGCCGCGCAACCCUCGCGUACCACGGCCGAUGCAUCCGUCCGAGCCGGGAAAGAACGUCCCACGUCCGGCCGAGAAACCAUCGGCCAAAUCUCAUCCGCUCGACCACGCCGGCCGACCGUGA